AUUGUUCUUGUCUUAGACAGCUGCUCAGGAAGCAAUUCUGCAUGCAUCUGGAAAUGACUCAUCUAAGGACUACUGCAUGCUCUAUAACCCUAAUUGGACAACUCUUCCAACUACUCUAGAAAAUUCAACUUCCAUGAGUUUGGUGAAUCUGACUACCACACCACUGUGCAAGCCUUCUGAUCUUCCUCCUGGUGGGAUAAAGGACACAGCAGUUGUGGUGCAGUGGGGAAACUGCAAUUACCUUGAAAAGGCCAGAAUCGCACAGAGCGCAGGUGCUCAAGCUUUGAUGGUUGCCAAUAGCAGUGUCCGAUAUUCUCCUGAAGGGAACAAAUCUGCAUUUCAUGAUGUCAAAAUACUCAUUGCAUUUAUAAACCAUAAAGACGCCAAAGAUAUGAACCAGGUACUUGGAAGCAAUAUUACUGUGAAGAUGUAUUCUCCACCACUGCCAAACUUUGACUACACUCUGAUAGUUAUCUUUGCCAUUGCCGUGUUUACUGUGGCAUUAGGAGGUUACUGGAGUGGGGUAAUUGAAUUAGAAAGUUUGAAGGCAGUGACAAACAUUGAAGAUAGAGAUGUGAGAAAGAAAAAGGAGGAAUAUUUAACUUUUAGUCCUCUUACAGUUGUAAUAUUUGUGGUCAUCUGCUGUGUCAUGAUGGUCUUACUUUAUUUCUUCUACAAAUGGUUGGUUUAUGUUAUGAUAGCAAUAUUCUGCAUAGCAUCAGUAACAAGUCUGUACAACUGUCUUGCUGCAUUAAUCCAUAAGAUUCCAUGUGGACAAUGCAAGUUUGUGUGUCGUGGCAAAAGCAUUGAAGUGAGACUUAUUUUUCUCUUUGGAUUAUGCAUAGCAAUAGCUGCUGUUUGGGCUGUGUUUCGAAAUGAAGAUAGGUGGGCUUGGAUUUUGCAAGAUAUCUUGGGGAUUGCUUUCUGUCUGAAUUUAAUUAAAACACUGAAGUUACCCAACUUCAAGUCAUGUGUGAUACUUCUAGGCCUUCUCCUCCUCUAUGAUGUUUUUUUUGUAUUCAUAACACCGUUCAUCACAAAGAAUGGCGAGAGUAUCAUGGUUGAACUUGCAGCAGGACCUUUUGGAAAUAAUGAAAAGAAUGAUGGAAACUUUGUGGAAGCCUCUGCUCAGCCCUCAGCUCCCCAUGAGAAAUUACCAGUUGUCAUCAGGGUCCCAAAGCUGAUAUCUUUCUCAGUCAUGAGCGUAUGCCUCAUGCCAGUGUCAGUAUUGGGUUUUGGCGACAUUAUUGUACCAGGUCUAUUGAUUGCGUACUGUAGAAGAUUUGAUGUUCAGAUUGGUUCUUCUAUAUAUUAUGUUUCAUCAAUAAUUGCCUAUGCGGUGGGCAUGAUACUGACAUUUGUUGUCCUGGUGCUGAUGAAAAAGGGGCAACCUGCUCUCCUCUACUUGGUACCUUGUACUCUUAUUACUGCCUCAAUUGUUGCAUGGAGACGUAAGGAAAUGAAGAAGUUCUGGAAAGGUAGCAGCUACCAGGUGAUGGACCAUCUGGACUAUGCAACGAACGAAGAAAGCCAAGUGGUUGCUGGUGAGCAGACAGUGCAACAGUGAAGUCGAAGGGACUUGCAAUGAUUGCCAUUCAUUUGCUACACAGAGUUUGACUUUUCAGACUGCUUUCUGAACUGACAAUCUCUAAGAAUCUUCAGUGAUGUGUUUGCAGAUAGAUCCUUUUAUGAACUGGUACUGGCAGAUUACAGCAUAAACAAUUACAAUGCAUUUGCUUUUAACUACUUUAUACUUGUGCCUUCACAUUAAAUAAAAGCAUAUGUUCUGAGUAAUUUUCAACAUAUGAGCAUAUUAUAUGCAGUAUAUUUUUCUGAAAAAAAAAUUGGGGAGCCUACCCUUGUACUUUUCUGAUGAAAUUUGUUGCAUUUAGCUCUAACAUUAGAUGGAAGUAUUUCUGUCAAAGUAUUUUUUAAACACAUUUAACUGUUAAAGAAUUAUGCCAAUGUAUCUGCUCUGUAAAAAUAACUGUUAAGAACACCCGUGAGGGCAAUUCAGCAGUGUUAUGAACAUUUGGACCUCUAUAUCACUGCAAAGAUUAGAAGUAAAUGAUUUGAAACUAUAACUAUUUGUAGCUUAACUAAAAGCCCUGAUUCUUUUUUAAAUUGAGGGUCUAGAUUACUUUGGAUUGUGUAUGUAUUAUAUUAAAAAUAUUUUUUCAGGUAUAGAGAAACAUACUACAUAGAAUAAUCAUAAGAGGACAGAAAAAUUUAGACCCCCCUUUUCCAAUGGUGUGUCAAUUCCCUAAAGAUAUAUCCUAAAUUUCUAUAUUCAUGUUCAAUUUUACUAUGAUUGUUCUUGCACUUUGAAAUUUGACCCUGUUGUUGUCAAGGUUUGGUAUUUUAAAAUUACUUUUCUUAUCAAUUUAAGUAUUAAUAAAUAUGACUCAUUGUUUGUGCCAUAA
Messenger RNA from Echinops telfairi (small Madagascar hedgehog), 2423 nucleotides. RefSeq names its product signal peptide peptidase like 2A (gene SPPL2A). NCBI's taxonomy places the organism in Eukaryota, Metazoa, Chordata, Mammalia, Afrosoricida, Tenrecidae. The record is from RefSeq and is a predicted model, not a curated record. Gene Ontology annotation, molecular function: aspartic endopeptidase activity, intramembrane cleaving. Gene Ontology annotation, cellular component: lumenal side of endoplasmic reticulum membrane; cytoplasmic side of endoplasmic reticulum membrane; lysosomal membrane. The transcript is spliced from 15 exons. Bases 77 to 1567 code for a protein of 496 amino acids. Gene Ontology annotation, biological process: membrane protein proteolysis.